This is a messenger RNA of Zootermopsis nevadensis, 2327 nucleotides long. RefSeq names its product serine-threonine kinase receptor-associated protein wmd (gene wmd). NCBI's taxonomy places the organism in Eukaryota, Metazoa, Arthropoda, Insecta, Blattodea, Termopsidae. The record is from RefSeq and is a predicted model, not a curated record. Gene Ontology annotation, molecular function: RNA binding; protein binding. Gene Ontology annotation, cellular component: SMN complex. Gene Ontology annotation, biological process: spliceosomal snRNP assembly.
UCAAUUGGUGGUACUCGAUAUUUGAAAAUCGAUACGCUCGAUUCUUUGACGAACGAAACGAAAUAAGAGGUAUUUCUGUUCUUGCCGAUAAAAUGGCAAAUUUGCGGCAAACUCCGUUGACUUGUAGUGGACAUACAAGACCAGUAGUGCAUUUAGCAUUUAGUGAUGUAACUGAAUGUGGAUAUUUUCUCAUUUCAGCUUGCAAAGAUGGAAAACCAAUGUUACGACAAGGGGAUACAGGAGAUUGGAUUGGCACCUUCGAAGGACAUAAAGGAGCUGUUUGGGGAGUAGCUUUAAACCCUCAAGCUACUAAGGCAGCAACAGGAGCCGCAGAUUUCAAUGCAAAAGUCUGGGAUGCUGUAACAGGGGAAGAAAUCCACUCCUUUCAACACAACCAUAUUGUAAAGAGUGUUAACUUUUCAUCUGAUAGCACACUGUUUGCAACUGGUAGCAAUGAGAAACUUGUCCGCAUAUUUGAUCUCAAUAAGCCUGAAGCAACUCCAACAGUUUUUUCGGGUCAUACAUCAGGGAUUCGACAUGUGAUAUUCUUUCGUGGUGACACACAUUUGGUAACUUGUGCAGAUGAUCGAACUUUAAGGGUAUGGGAUCGCACUUCUGGCCAGGAAGUGCAAAAGUUGGACUUCAGUGCCAUUCCAAGCAGCCUGGAAGUGGCUCGUGAUGGCUCAACACUCACAGUAACACAUGGCAAUGUAGUCAGCUUUUGGGAUGCUCAAAGCUUGAAGAAAAUCAGAGAAUUCACAGUGCCAACCCAAGUGAACUCAGCUUCUCUUCAUCCAGAUAAAACCAUUUUUGUGUGUGGAGGUGAAGAUUUGAAAAUGUACAAGUUUGACUACACCACAGGAACAGAGAUAGAAUCGUUCAAGGGCCACUUUGGACCUGUGCACUGCGUUCGCUUCUCACCUGAUGGUGAAUUAUAUGCUUCAGGCUCUGAAGAUGGAACUCUACGUCUGUGGCAGACGACUGUUGGUAAGACAUAUGGUCUGUGGAAGUGUAUAGAGAGUAACCCUAUAUCGACAGAGUCAGUCCUCCCACCCAAGGAAGUGCCUGCAAGCUAAAGAUGCACUCUGUUACCACAGUGGAAAAUUUUUUUGAGGUGUUCUGAAAAAAAGAAGAUUUAUAAAGUGAAGCUUUCGUGGCAACUGAAGUUGAUGAAAGACUCUUGGGCUACAAGCCACGUCAGGUGGCUGAAUGAUGAAUAAACCAUAUUCUUUGCCAACGUUUUGAGAGCCAUCUCUGGUCUCAUCCUCAGGGCAUCUGUGUAACAAAACAUUGGCAAGCACGCUACAGAGGACCCGAAAGGGGUCAGACGUUCAAGCUGACCAUAGAUGAUGAAAAAAGCCACCCGAUGUGGCUUGUAGCCCGAGAGUCUUUCAUCAUUUAUAUGAUUAUUUAUUAUUUUAUAAGUGGAGAAGUUAAGCCUUUAUAGGUCUUACCUGUACAAUAUUAACUUGAUGGAAAGUGUUCAUGUUCUUUGACUUCUGUGUUACCGAAACAAUGCUGAAGGCCUGUUUAACAGCAUUAAUAAAAUUCUGAUUCUUUACAAAUAAAAAUAUGUAUAUAAUCAGUUGAGAAUUCUGUCAGAAAUAAAGGCUGUGCUUGUCAUAGAUUUUAUUAAUCUUUAUUGGUCAAAUUUAUUUCUGUUUUGUUACAAUAGUAUAGUCUAAAUUACUUUUUUGUGUGCAUGAAUCAGUAUAAUAUUAAUUUUUGUUGGGUGGUUGCUUGUGAACAAACUUAAGUAUUGAAGCUGUCUUAACAUUAUAUCAAGAACAAAAUGUUGAGUCAAGUUCACAUUGAUAUUGGGCCAGUAAAGAUUAAUGUAGAGACAGGAUGCAACAAGUAUUGAUGGUGGUACUUCAUACCACAAAAUCGCUGCAGUUGCUCAUGACAUUUUCGUUGAAUUGGAAUGGGAACUCAGAAACUUAUUUAAUGGGCUCAUAACAUUAUAUAUUUGUUAAAUUGGUAUGAUGGCUGUAUCUAGAAAGUCUGUUCUAUACAAAAAGAGUUUCUGUAUUUUAAACUCUGACCAGAUUAUAAUUAAACCUGUAAAAUGUGAAGAAAGUUUUUAUACACUGGAUUGAAUAAGCUCAUACCACCUUCAUUUAUGCAGUCGAACCUUGAAGGUGCAAGUGUUAUUUUUUAUUUAUCUGCAAAAUGAGGAGUAAUGUCUGUGAUGGGGGUUUAAAAUAUUAGUGUAGUCAUGGUGUAGCGUAGAUUACUUGCAGAGGGUGGAAUAAAAUAAAUAUUUAUAAAACUCUUGUGUUUUUCAAUUUUAUAAGAGAUGAAUACAUUAUGGUGUUUGUUACAUG